CGUUUCGGUCCACAGCAUCAUUCAAUCGUCUGCACUCAGUCAAGCAACAACAAGCAUCACCAAACAUGAAGGCUUUCGCUUGCGUCCUCCUCCUCGCAGCUUUCGUGGCCGCUGAGCCUCCUCGCUACAGAUUGGCGAGGUUCCGCUACGAGAGGCAGGAGCUUGGUGAAGGAGGUGAAAAGGAGGCUACCACCCCGAAGGCCGAAGAGGCUCCGUACCCUGCAUCAGGAUUCAAGCCCUCGAAGGAAUUCAAAUUGCCAUCCCGCCAAGAAGUCGCUCUCCCCGCCACUUCCUACGGCAUUCCCGAUGACAGCUACGGUGCUCCUCUGAGGACUUACGUGGCCCCGCCUUCGGAAUACGGUGUACCAGAGCCGAGGGGGAAUGCGAAGAAAGAAGGAGAAGAAAAGUCUGAGAAGCCCGAAAAAGAGGAAAAGGAGGGAGAGGAGAGUGAAGUGGAGAGCUUGAAGACUGAGGGCAAGGAGAAGAAAGGAAAGCUGGAGGAGGAGCCUAAGAAGGAGGCCGAGGUCGUGAGCAACCAGGGCGCUUACUACGUGCUCCUGCCUGGGUCCCAGCUGCAGCGAGUGCAGUUCCAGACGGAAAGCGACAUCCGCAACAUGGCGUACACCGCCCGCCUGCAGUACCGGGAGGAGGACCGCGCCCCUCUGUUCGUGUACACCGCCGUGCCUCAGUACCAGUCCUCCGCCUACGUUCAGCUAAUCUAGACGAUCUCACAACCCUUUGAAAGCCGGUGUAUUCCAAUGGAUGCAAUUUAGAUUUAAACGGAUUAUCUUCCAGUGCUCGUUCUAUUUUCGUUCGAACGAGUUAGUGAUAUGCUUUUAAAAUGAAUGCAGUUUUUGUGUGGCGCAAAUUAUUUUUGAGUAAAUAAAACUUUGCUUUUACAUAA
Ostrinia nubilalis (European corn borer) is the source of this 904-nucleotide messenger RNA. RefSeq names its product neurofilament heavy polypeptide-like. The transcript has a single exon. The coding region runs from base 66 to 722 and encodes 218 amino acids. The record is from RefSeq and is a predicted model, not a curated record. NCBI's taxonomy places the organism in Eukaryota, Metazoa, Arthropoda, Insecta, Lepidoptera, Crambidae.